ACUUCUGUUAGAAAGUUUUGACUGUUUGGACUUGUAGAAAGAGUGUUGAAAUUUGAGAAAUCCAGUAACUUUUAUAGUUUGUGCAUUGGAGAUUUGCACUAAGUGUAAGUGACUUGGAGUUUUGUUUUGUUAACUAGUACAUGUUAACAUCCUCGUGGGUUGAAUCAUUGGUACAUUAACUUUGUGCACUCACUCAGCAGACGCGUCGCGUCAGUGACGAUGGCGGAUCAAACGUGCAACGCAAUGGUGAUAGGACAUUCAUAUGUGCGCCGUUUGCAUGUUUAUUUGCAACGCCACAACAUAAUGAACUUACGUUUGGACAACGACAAAUUCCAAGUUUCAUUACGGGGAAACGGAGGUUUAUGUCUUAGACAUAUUCGUUUCAAUGCAAACAUUCUGCACUUUGACACAACCCCCGAUAUAUGUUUCAUGCAGAUCGGUGAAAAUGACAUAUCGCCCCGUAGCGAACCAGGGAAAAUCUCAGAGGACAUUUUUUCGCUGGCUUGUUAUCUGCGCGACGGAGUUGGCGUAAAAAAAGUUAUCGUUGGCCAGUUGUUGCGUCGGCUGCCAUAUGCGUCCUGUCCACAGUUUAACGAGAUGGUACAGUCAGUGAACCACUUGCUGAAAGAAAAGUUAUCGGACGUACAAGGGAUUGUGUUUUGGCCACAUCGUGGAUUCUGGAAGUCCCUCUCAUACAUCGACCCAGAUGGAGUACACCUGCUAUGUACUCAAGCCAAUCAUCAGCCCCUGAGGAAGUUUCUGCGGAGUAUACGCAACGCCAUAAUUAUUAACUCCAAAGAUCUCAGCAAACAUGACAAAGGGCAAAGCCACUUCAAGGAAGCGACCAUCUUCACCCCGGCCUGCUCCAAAGAAGUCCAGCCGUCACAGUGUAACACCACACAACCCGUCUGUGGAACAAGAGCCUGUAGAGUUGACACCCACCAUAGACUAUGACAAACUGGCGAGACACAUCGUCCAGGAGCAGGCACGGGUCCAAACUUCAAACGUUCCCCCAGAACAGAUGUCUCCCAAUUCACGACACCAAAUGGAUGAGACUUGCGAGAAUAUACCCACCACUUCCAACCAAGCCAUUUCGAGUGACAAUGUCACCACCAUCCUUGACGCAGUAUUUCAGGGUGAGUCAGCACGCAAUCCCACACCCAUUACAAUCAGUGAUAACACACCCUUAGGGGCUACAGUCCCUAUGAAAACCAAGUGCAAAAUCUGGGCCAAUGAAUUUAUUGACCUCAGAACAUUACUGCCCAAUUAUACAGAUGAUCCCCUUUCAAUCACCAUAAAGGCAGGGGAAAUUGAUGUAGAGCAGAGCCAAAAACAAGUCUCCACUCUCCAUCAAUCAGUGGAUUGAUGCUUUUAUAACAUUUAUGUCCAUAUACCUUCAGAGAUAUCCAGCGGAGGCAUGCAAUCUCCUAAAAGAAUGUGCAUACAUCAGGGGGAUUAGCAGAUUGCAUGUUGACGAGGCAUGGCGGAGAUAUGAUGAAACUUUUCGCAAGUUAAGAUAAUCCUCCUUACUUCCAUGGCAACAGCCAGUACCGGAACUGAGGCUGCGGGUUGCUGCCAUGGGACCAAAAUUGUCGGAAAAAUCAUAUCCCCCAUAUGCUAAGAAGUCUAAUUUUCGUCCCCAAAAGGUGUAUUUUGCCUACAACCGGGGUGAUAAAUGUUCAGUCUCCCCAUGUAAAUAUAUCCAUGUGUGUCAGGAAUGUGGCAAUAGACAUCCCAGAACAAAGUGUUUUGCUAAACCCAAGCCCAAGCCACACCAAGCAUCCCGUACCUUUUCCAACCCCAGUAAAACCAGCAAUACUACGUAAGGAGCUACUAGGUUAUGAUUCAAAUAAAUCACAAUACUUAGUUGAGGGAUUUUGUAGACGGUUUAGGUUAGGUUGUGUAGGCGCACCCUUGGGAUCUUCACCACAGAAUCAUAAAUCAAUUAGGGACCACGUGGAGGCCAUUAAUGAGUAUAUAUUGAAAGGAAUACAAGCACAACGAAUAGCAGGCCCCUUUGAUGAUCCACCUUUAACAAAUUUUGUUACAUCACCAUUAGACAUUAUUCCAAAAUCAGAAGUAGGUAAAUAUAGAGUCAUUCAUGACUUAUCAUUCCCCGAAGGUCAGUCAGUUAAUACAUACAUUCCUCGUGAAAAUUCAGAAGUUCAAUAUGAUACGAUAGACAAAGUUAUUUCACUAGUACACUAUUUUGGGCGGGGGGGGGGGGCUUUUAUGGCAAAAUCUGACAUUAAGGAUGCUUUCCGCAUAGUGCCCAUACAUCCAUCAGACUAUCAGCUUCUGGGGUUUACCUGGAAAGGUAAAUAUUAUUAUGACCGCUGCCUCCCCAUGGGAGCCAGUAGCUCAUGCAAAAUAUUUGAGGAGUUAAGUCAGGCUCUGGUUUGGAUCAUGCUCAACAAAUAUCAUGCAUUGGGGAUAUCCCAAAUCCUUGAUGAUUUCUUUUUCAUUUCAUCCAGUGUCUAAAAAUAUCGGGAGGACUUAUCACGGUUCCUUUUUUGUGUAACCAGGUUAAUAUACCUAUCAAUAUGGCCAACACUGUUGCCCCUACAACACAGUUAAUUAUAUAUGGCAUCGAAGGUGAUUCUCUCGCCAUGGAGUGUAGGUUGCCCCAGGAUAAAAUUAUAAAAAUUAGCAGCAAGCUCAGUGAUUUCUGUCAUCGGAAGAAGGUACACCUUUGUGAAUUACAAUUCCAUAUAGGCCUGUUAAAUUUUGCUUGUACAGUCAUAGUGCCAGGUAGGGCCUUCUUGCGACGCCUUAUCGAUUUAACUUGCAAUAUCUCAAAACCCUUCCAUUUUUUUUAUCUGACCAAAGAGGCGCCUGUUGACCUAAGCAUGUGGUUCCAGUUCAUCUCGCACUUCAAUGGAAACUCAGUUUUCCUCCCUCAACAAUGGGACUCCUCUGAUUUCAUAAGUUUGUACACGGAUGCGUCAGGGUCAAAUGGCUUUGCGGCAGUGUUGGGAUCACACUGGUUUGCGCAAUCUUGGUCAAAAGAACUUGAUCAUUUUUAAAUUGCAAUUAAGGACCUCUUUCCCAUUGUCCUGGCCUUAGAAUUAUGGGGAAGACAACUACAAAAUAGAAGGAUUCUUUUCCUAACCGACAACAUGGCAAUAGUACAAAUCAUUAACAAACAAUCUAGCAAAGACAAAACUAUCAUAAAACUUAUCAGGAGGCUUGUGCUUGCUUGCCUUUACAACAAUAUUCACUUCAAAGCCAAACAUAUUAGGGGAAAAUUGAAUGUAAUUGCAGACAAGCUAUCUCGUUUUCGAUUCCAGGCAGCUCGGCAGCUAGCACCGUAUCUGGAGGAAUGUCAGAUACCCAUUCCACACUCUCUUCUACACAUUUAGCACAUGGGACACGGACACUUUUAUCUGCAUCCUUCGCAUUAUCAACUCAAUUAGCGUACCGGCGAUCAUGGCAACUCCUGCAAACAUUUCAAGGUCAGGUAGCUUUACCCUUGCGUGUGGUUGACAUAUGCAACUUUAUAGCCCACUUGCAUGCAUCCCAUUUUAGUGCAAGUACAAUGUCUUCCCAUAUUUCUCCCAUAGCCUAUAUACACAAGAUACUUGCAUUACCGGACCCUACACAUAUGUUUAUUGUGAAAAAAGAUACUAAGGGGUUGUCAUAGGUUGUCUCCCACAGUGGAUUCACGCCUGCCAAUUACCAGAUAUAUCUUGCUUCAGAUUAUCAAGGCUAUACCCCACACCAUUUCUGUUUUGGAUUAUCGUAUCAUGUUAGAAGCCCUUUUCUCUAUUUGUGUUCAUGCUUUCCUUAAACUUGGUGAGGUCACAGUAAAACAAGGCAUUACAUCAGAUAAAGUCAUUCACCUUCAAGAUGUAGUUUCAAUACAAUGGCUCAACUCCCUCUAGAGUGCAAUCAGUAUUGCGCUAUUUCAAAACUCAAAAAAUGAACAAGCCUGUCACAAUUUGUGUAGAGGGCUCCCCCACACUGGACCCUUGCCCCGUCAAAACAUUACACCGUUAUCUGUCACAUUCAGGUCAUACAUCUGGUUCACUUUUUCAAUAUAGAGAUGGUUCUCCGAUUACAUACAAUUAUGUUUCCAAAGAACUUUCAAACAUCAUUAAGUAUGUGGGUCUCAAUCCUGCACUAUACAAAGGUCACACUUUUCGCAUUGGGGCAGCAACAUAUGCAGCACAAAAAGGGUACUCGGAGAAUUAUAUCCAACAAUUAGGUCGCUGGAACUCUAAUGUCCUGAAACGCUAUAUUCGCAUCCAUAUACUCUCUCUUCGAUCACUUCACCUCUCCUGAAUCAGCUCAUCCGUUGGUGAAGUUCAAAUAUUUUAUGCAGGUCAGUGUUUAACUGCUCAGCUGCAUCAAGUUGUUGGCUUAUUUCACUCAUUGGCUGUACCCGGUAUCUUUCUAUGCAGGCCCAAUUUUCACCAUAUAUAACUUUUACCAAAAAUGCCAGUGUCCUACUUCCCAAAAAAUGGGGUUUACCAUGCAAGUCAGUGUUUAAGUGUCGCAAUUAUGAGGUCAUUAUGCAGGUCAGUGUUUAACUGCUGCAACGACGGGGUCACCAUGCAGGUCAGUGUUUAACUGCUGCAACAAUGGGGUCACAAUGCAGGUCAGUGUUUAACUACUCCAACAAUAGGGUCACCAUACAGGUCAGUGUUUAACUGCUGUGGACCCCCCCAAUCCAUUUCCCCUUCCACUUUAAAGUACCUGUUUUAGACAUAUUUGCGUGCUGACUCACCAACACGGUCCAACCGAAAUAUCCAUUAAUUACCUCCAUUAUGGUUGAAUUGUAGUUAUGUUUUUCACAACUUAUGUAUAUAAAUGUUUUGAAUUUGUUACACAAUUUACAAGACAGGUCACCUUGGAUGGCUCUGAAUAUGAUUUGUUAAUCAUAUAUUUCGCCCUUUUUGUUCGCCUCUUUUUGCUUGUUGUACACUUUGGAACAAGUUUCCAAGGUCUGUAUUUUAACUAGUCGUUGUUUGUUAUUUAUGAUAAUCAUGUAUGGGGAAAAUCAGGACAGAUGUGUUGAAAUCCUUUGUAAUUACAUUGUAUGUAUCUACUGAUUUUCCCCUGUUUGAACUGGUCAGUACUAUAUUUAUUUGUGAAAUUAUCUAUAUGGGGAAAUCAGAAAUGAUGGGUUGAUAUAUUGUGCAAGAUUAUGACAGUGUUCGUGGAUCGUUGAUUUCCCCCCUUCUUUGUAUGAACCUUCAUCUUCGUCAUUUGUUGUCUAAAAUAAAUGACAUUUCAUUCUCAUACAGUUUUACAGUGUUGAUUUUUAAAGCAAAAACAAGCUUCCGUGAGCUGUCCUCUUGAAAAGGAAAUAGUAUGAUACAUACAAUAUCUAUUAUGUAUAUAAUAACAUGUAUGGCGAAACUUUUUCCUUAUAUUAUUUAUAUUAGUUAGUACCCGUAUUGUACCUCUGAACAUUAAACCCCGUAGGGAACCCCUAUUCAACAUUAGCACAGUUUGUAUCUGAACCCAUGAAAACUUCUGUAUAGAUCACGUGUCUACUUCUGUUAGAAAGUUUUGACUGUUUGGACUUGUAGAAAGCGUGUUGAAAUUUGAGAAAUCCAGUAACCCACCACCUCCCCAUCUUAAGUCCCACCUAUAUAUAAAAAUGUAGAUUAAUUAUUCGUCAUCUUAUUGUGGCCCUUUUUGUUCGCCAUCUUUUUGACUGUUGUACACUUUGGAACAAGUUUCCAAGGUCUGUGUUUUAACUAGUCAUUCUUUGUUAUUUGUGAUAAUCAUGCAUGGGGAAAAUCAGGACAGAUGUGUUGAAAUCCUAUGUAAUUACAUUGUAUGUAUCUAUUGAUUUUCCCCUGUUUGAACUGGUCAGUACCAUGUUUAUUUGUGAAAUUAUCUAUAUGGGGGAAAUCAGAAAUGAUGGGUUGAUAUAUUGUGCAAGAUUAUGACAGUGCUCGUGGAUCGCUGAUUUCCCCCCUUCUUUGUAUGAACCUUUAUCUUCGUCAUUUGUUGUCUAAAAUAAUUGACAUAAACUGUAUUUUAACUAGUCAUUGUUUGUUAUUUAUGAUAAUCAUGUUUGGGGAAAAUCAGGACAGAUGUGUUGAAAUCCUUUGUAAUUACAUUGUAUAUUUCUACUCAGUUUCCCCUGUUUGAACUGGUCAGUACCAUAUUUAUUUGUGAAAUUAUCUAUAUGGGGGAAAUCAGAAAUGAUGGGUUGAUAUAUUGUGCAAGAUUAUGACAGUGUUCGUGGAUCGCUGAUUUUCCCCCUUCUUUGUAUGAACCUUUAUCUUCGUCAUUUGUUGUCUAAAAUAAAUGACAUUUCAUUCUCA
This is a messenger RNA of Ostrea edulis (European flat oyster), 6284 nucleotides long. RefSeq lists its product as uncharacterized. Lineage: Eukaryota; Metazoa; Mollusca; Bivalvia; Ostreida; Ostreidae. The record is from RefSeq and is a predicted model, not a curated record. The transcript has 2 exons. The coding region runs from base 220 to 954 and encodes 244 amino acids.